GCUUAUCGUGCCUUCCUGCGUAUUUAUCAAAAGCGACUGGGUCUCUCAAGCUAUCAUUCAGCUGGAGGCACAGCAAAUCACGAGCCGUCCGAACUCAAUAAGCUGCAACCGGAUAAACCAUGAAGCUGCAAGCCCUAACAGCAAAGACCAGCGCAGUGCCUGUGCUCAACUCGUAGCUCCCUGUUUGAAACACGACCGGGUACUCCGUACCGGGUUCUAAUUUGCCUUUUUUUCUCUAUUCCGUCCUAGAGCCUUGAGCUAUGACGCGCUUGAUUGUUGAGGUUGAGAGGCUUUCACAUGCUGGCCCCAGAGGAGGACCAUCGGGUGACGACUCUGACGAGAGUCUUCUGGCGGCUUGAUUUCUCCCUCCGUCCACUGCGUCCAGUCGGGCUGUUGGCUGCUGGAUCCCGCCAGUAGCGCGAGAAAACUAAACUGCCACUAAUGCAGAACGACAGCCAGUCAGUGCAACUCAAGGGAUGUUCAAUUGGAUCAUUAUUGGCUCACCAUCUGUCCCUGGCGCUGGCAGGCAAGAAAAAUCCACACAAAGUUACAGACAGAAAAUCCACAAGCAUAAUUCCUAUCCUCUCCGAUCUUGUGUAAAUCCUGAUCAAUGGGUGAUAUUUUGACUUUCAUGCCAGCAUCAUUUAACACCAGCGCUCUGGGGGCUUUGAGACGAUGAAUUGCCGUCCCCGAAAUGCUUGGAUAGGGCCUGUAGAGUAGGAUCCAGUUAAGCGAGGAGUUUUGACUGACAUCAUUUCUCUGCUUGUCAGCAGCCUCGAACGUGAUUCGUUCCUGUAUAAGUAGAACUCGCACAGGCAUCGUUGUGCUCUCCACACUACUAGAAAACGGGGUGGAACACAUCUCAUGAGUUUGUCGAAUCAGAGGCUAUUCUGUUACUGGGAACUCCCAACAUACCCAGCAAUAGCAGAAUUCGACGAUAAUUUGCUUCGUCCUCUGUUAUCCUCGCGAGACAGGGUUUGUCGUGGUUGUGGUUGUUGACACUGUUGUUGUUCUACUGCUAUCGACUCCCCCCAUCGCAGCGGGGCGUGAACAUAAGUUGACCAGCUAAAUACACCUUCCAACACCAGUUGGAGACCCGAAGCACCACUCUUUUUUUCCCACGACAACGCUCACGACCCUCCCAACCAACGACUUUGUGCCUCAACGCUUCCGAGUCAAUUCAACUUGACUUCUUCGCUCACCUCUCGCGGGUUGACGCUUCUGCACCGUUGCUCCCGCCUUGACGACGACGGACUACCGCUUCAACUAUGAGUGAACAGGCGACCUCGUCAGGACUUGAAUCCCGUUCGAACGGGCUUCGUGAACGGAAUUUGCAAGCAUCAAAAUCUGCCGCUGACAGGGAUGUGGCUUCACAGUCUCUAGAGGACAAGCUACAGGUUGAAGAAGGGGAGGCGGAUACAGAGAAGAAGACUUUUGGCAGAACCCCAGAUGGCACAGUCUUCACCGUGCCUCCCACCCGUGAUAUGGUAUCGCAGCUACUUUCCCCUUCAGAACCAAAGAACAUAUCCGAUAUCUUCGUUCUCGCUAUUCUCGGCUGCCAUAUCCUUCUCCUAUGGUUUCUUCCCUCCUCGUUCCGGGUCGCAGCUUUUGCCGUGAUAUUCCUGUUCUGGCGUGCUUCUUACAAUAUCGGGAUAGGAUGGCUCCUACACAUGCAAUCAAACGGCCGGACAUUGGUCUGUUGGGCGAAAAAGUCAAACAUCUUCGUGAACCCAUCCACCGGCCAAAACCCCCAUCCGACCUUGUACAAGUUGCUCAAGUGGGAAUUGGAAACAAAAAUAUCGGAACAGUACUCUUUCGAGGAAGCCCCCACAGAAUAUAACACCUGGCUUGUAUUUAGACGUGUUGUCGACCUGAUUCUGAUGUGUGACUUUACUUCAUACUGCCUGUUCGCAAUCGCCUGCGGUGGUCGCCCUACUGGAGAAAGUUUCAUCAUGCUGGCUUUGAGAUGGAUUACCGGGAUGAGCUUGGUGCUCUUUAAUCUCUGGGUCAAGUUGGACGCUCAUCGGGUAGUCAAGGACUUUGCAUGGUACUGGGGAGAUUUCUUUUAUCUCAUCGAUCAGGAUCUCACUUUCGACGGUGUUUUUGAAAUGGCCCCCCAUCCUAUGUAUUCGGUCGGCUACGCGGGAUAUUACGGUAUCUCCUUGAUGGCAGCUAGUUAUAAAAUCCUCUUUAUUUCCAUCCUGGCACAUGCCGCUCAGUUUGCGUUCCUCGUUCUAGUCGAAAAUCCCCAUAUCGAGAAAACAUACAAUGCUCCCCCGCCUCGAAAGAGAGUUGCCGACACAGAUACGAAGCCACAAGAGGACGAAAACUCGCAUGAAGGUUCAGUCGUCAGCGACACCCUUAGCUCGGCACCAGUCAUCCCUCCCUUGCAACCUUCGUCGAUGCAUAGCCUUUUAGGGCUUCACAAUAUCGACCUGUAUCGGAGUACGGACCAAUCCGUGCUCUUAGCCCAGGUGCUCUUCUUUGCCCUCACAACUCUGACUCCAUCGACUCCUGUGUAUCAAUUUUGCUUCGUCCUUAACGCUGCCCUAUGGAGGAUCUGGUAUUCCGUGGGUAUUGGUUACAUACUCAAUCGCCAAUCAAACUGCAAAAUGUGGACAAGACACUUCGUGAAGUAUGGAGAAAGCAACCAUGAAGCUUGGCGACAAUGGAAAGGCACAUAUCAUUUGAGCAUGACCAUGACAUAUGCGAGCUUCAUCGCUGCUGCCUGGAAGAUGUACUCCUUUCCACAGGACUGGCGGUACGGACUUGUUCUCUUAAGGCAUAUCCUAGGGGCAAGCUUGAUCGCCCUCCAAAUUUGGACAUCUACUAGCAUUUACGAAUCCCUUGGCGAGUUUGGAUGGUUUUUUGGAGAUUUCUUCUUCGAUGAGUUCCCCAAACUUACCUAUAGUGGAAUUUACCGGUUCUUGAAUAAUCCGGAGCGCGUCCUUGGUUUAGCAGGUGUAUGGGGUGCAGUUUUGAUCACUAGUACCAAAUCCGUCGUUUUCCUUGCACUACUAAGCCAUACAUUAACUCUUGCAUUCAUCCAACUGGUCGAGCGCCCCCAUAUGCAAAAACUCUAUGGGCAGAGCCUACGACGAGAUGCGGGUCUCGUUAGGAGUCUGAAGCGUUCAUUGCCUCCCUCUCUUAAGCAAAUUCAUGGCAGUGUGGACAAAAUACUCGAUGACUCAUUUGAAUUUAUUGAAGAGUUCAUAGAAGCUGCCCGGCCUAAACUUGCCGCUGGUGUUCAGACUUUCGUGAAAGAUACUUCUGCCUUGUUUCAGAAGUACCCGGCACGAGUCACUAUUUCUCGCCUUGAACCGGACCUGGCUGGUUAUGAUCUGAAAGACUAUUCUAUUACAUUAGAAGGAACCCAACCUUCUCGGCCAGCACAAUUUGAAAGAGCCAGUGAUAAGGAAGGCGAAAGAGCACGAUCUAUGCCAUACAGGAGGGGUGAGCAGGAAAACCUCAUGUUCGAAUACGGUGCUCCGAUUAAAGUCAAAUGGACCGCGCCAUUGAACCACAGCAAGAAGGAUUGGGUUGGUCUCUACAUGGUUACCGAUAAUACCUCGCGGGAAGUCACACGAGUAUCUUCUCAGGGCCGAUGGAUCGCCACCAAUCAAGCUUCUUUCGAUUCUGAGACAUGCGAGCAAGGGCUGAUCUCGAGUGACAUUGUUUUGAAAAGCUCUCGUGAUGAUGGUGAACCGAGAGAUGUUGCAUCUGGAGAAAUGGUUUUCUCGGGCGAUAAACUAUGGUGGACUCAAGGUGUCUUCGAAUUUAGAUACCAUCACAACGGCAAGCAUAAUGUCAUGGCUGUAUCACGCCCUUUUGAAAUCUGCAUCGGAAGAUUCGACGAGGAUGACAUUGAAGUCGAUAACUACGGGCUUGUCAGGGCUGCUGUCGAAGCAGCUCUCCUCCCUGUUGUCCAAAAUUGUUUCGACAGAGACCCAGAAAUCGCUCCGCAGACUGUCGAAGAACAUUAUGGUUGCCUAGUUGACAGGGAUGGGAAGUACUCAAAGAGGGUGGUCUUUGCCGUUCAUCACAUGUUCGGUAUCGAAUUUGCCCCUGAAGUUGUCCGGGCCGAUGGAAAUAUCCGAAACUUGGCAUGGCGGAUAUGCAACGCCAAGAAAGUUCUGGCUCCAUAUAGUAUGUCACGCUCCAACGGAGCCUCGACACCAACGGCGGCACAUGAGGAGGAUUAGGCCCUUACUGGUCCUAAUGAAUGAUAAAUAACGAUGAAGAUGAAUCUCAUGGAUAUUUUUUGUCCUCUGCGUCUUCACUUACCAUAUAUACUAAAACGCUGUUCUUUCGCGACGAUACUAUAUCGUCGAUAUACCGGAGUCAAUCUGUCCUACUGCAUGCCCCAAGCAGAACAACGAGAGCCUAAGGGCACUAAAGGACAAAAUAGUUAAUAGAAGAAAGAGGGGUGACUUUAUUUAGACUUGUGUGGGCGGAAGCAACAUUUUUAUCCAUCUUCGGCUACUGAUCGGCGCCGCUAUUACUUUCUUUCAGUCAUUGCUUUCCCAGCAAACACGAAACCACUGGAUUGUGUGGUUAUUAUAUUUGGUUUUAGAAAGGGGGAUGGAGUUUUCUUCUGGCAGAGUGGUCGAGGGUCUUUGGUUCUAACCAUUUUAUAAACUUAUGCGCCAUCUCACAUGCAUGUAUAUACACACAUACAGGCGCAGCGCAGAACAUAAUAGGAACGAAAAAUCAGCUUGGUAUAUACAGAGUACAUAGUUUACGCAUAGAUAUGAAACGGUGACGCGAAUUUAUACGAUAUUAUGAUGAAAUAUAUAAUUCAGCGUCAAAAACGGACUAGAAUGAACAAUAUGGAAGCUUAUUUAGUAAUAGAAUCACAACGCCCUGUAUAAACCCAGAACCUCCCAGUCAGCUACUGAUUAUCGACGAUAUACCAAUGAGUUCAAAUCAAUCUCCGAGCACUGGCGUAACAAUGAUCAAAAAGCUGAGAAGAACUAAAAAUGACAGGCGGCAAAAACGAGGGGAUUUCGGGGAUGUGAUAUAUUCAGCAAAGCCAUGAACUCAUCCCUUCUCCCAUCCCGACACCAUCCUCAGGAAAAAGAACGGACCCAAGACGAGCCGUUCCCCCAAGAGAUGAUCGGACGAGCAAAUCAAUAAAGGAAAAUAAAAAAAAAGAGGGGGACAAGAGGAAAAGCCAAAGAAAAAUAAGAAUGGUGGGUAAGGUUUUUUACCACCCGGCCCCCCCAAAAAAACCUCUUCGAUAAAACACCAACAAAGCUCCACAACCGAUCAUUCCUCUUCCUUUUUACCCAUUUUCGUCGAACAGCUCCAGUUGUAUACGAGAGACGUCAACGGAAAGUAAAUGAAAAAGGAAAAAGUCCGGUAUAGGGAGAGUGGGGAGAUGCGGAAGAGUAGCUCGUUUUUCUUCUUCUGCUUCUUCUUUCCUUCCUGCGUUCUUUUUCCUUUCCUUCAUGAAAGAAGGGUGCUCCGUAAGGAGACUCGUGGAAUGGAUUGACUUAUUGUCAUCAUGAAGUUUUGGUCUGGUUGGGAGUGGGCUGAUGCAAGGGGUUUUUUUCAAAGGGAGAUAGAUACUAACAUUGAGAGUGAUAGAUGGGGAGAUACUGCUAUGUUAGUUCACUCGCCGUGGAAUGAGAUCAAAGAAGACUAUCUGAAAUAUCCCAAAGGCUUGUUAGCUAGAUUCUUGAAAAUUUCAUGCAAAGAACAAGUUUUGACGGAUUGGCAUAUGGAUCAGGAUCGUUAUUUUUGGUAAAUGUUUUUUCUUCAAUGAUUUUGCAGAAGCAGAACUGAAUAGAAGGUUUCUCAUCAUAGUAAAGGUGUAGGUUAGAUCAAAGGGUGGGGGAAAUAUUUUAUACCUUUUUCAGCCCUUCGCUCUUGACGGUUAAUCAACUACCCCCUUGAUAGACAUGCUCAAA
This is a messenger RNA of Blastomyces dermatitidis ER-3, 5912 nucleotides long. Its product is annotated as phosphatidylethanolamine N-methyltransferase. Gene Ontology annotation, biological process: phosphatidylcholine biosynthetic process. Bases 1269 to 4202 code for a protein of 977 amino acids. Gene Ontology annotation, molecular function: phosphatidylethanolamine N-methyltransferase activity. NCBI's taxonomy places the organism in Eukaryota, Fungi, Ascomycota, Eurotiomycetes, Onygenales, Ajellomycetaceae. The record is from RefSeq and is a predicted model, not a curated record. The transcript is spliced from 4 exons.